GCAACGCAUGGCUGUUCGGUCUCGUUUAUGGCCAAAAUGGAAGGAAUUGAAACAAAAUUUCCCUCUAAACACGUGUGUAAGAAAACUUUGAAAAAAAAAGGACACGAACCAAUCCAAGAAAUUUGGUCGAAAGUGAAAUCCCACUCGUGUUGCAAGUUGUACAUAUAGGACUCCUGAGGGAUUGUCUUUUUUAUGGGCGAAUAGUAGACUUGUAGAUGAACGUGGAUUUAGGGCAUUCAUUAUUGACGUUUCUAACUAAUGUGGCGAUGCAUUACAGUGACAUGAAAUCAUAACAUGGAUGAUCUUUUUGCAUCCAUUGGGAAUGACAUGACCUCACUUCACAGCCCUACCCUCAUAUAUAGAUCCUCUGUUAUCCUUCAGUUUUGAGUAACAUGGAUGAGUCUAACGAGUAUAUCUAUGAACUGGGAGCAAAAGAUUCCCAACAUGUUAGUUUCUCAAUUUGCAGAGCAAAACCCAGAAGACUGAAAUUGGCUAAGAAAGUGAACCAAAGAAAGUUUAUGGCCAGCACAUGCCGAAUGAAAUAUUAUAAUCCAGCAAGUUUAUCAACUGCUUCAAUUGAAGAAGACUUCAUCCCUCAACUUCCAUGGCAUGCCAUCUUUGUGUUUCUUGACCCAAUACUCCUUGGUGUGAUGCAAGUUGAGUAUCAAAACAAGAAAGAAUCACCCUUUGAAACACACCCUCUUCAGAAAAAUACCUUCUUGAUUACCAUAUGCAUCUAUGGUGCCCUUUUAGGAAUCAAGAUUCAUACAAAGACACGCAGAGAUUAUCUGGAAAAGAUUCUCAGCUAUGGUCUUCUCCUUUCUGGAGCCUUUUCUUCACUGUCCCUUCUCUCCAUUUUGAUGCAGCAAAAGCUCUUGUGGAUUGUGCUCAUCAUAUGGGGCUCUAUACCUCUGAUAUUGUCUCAUCACAUGCUCAGAAGUGCAGCAUGUUGGACAGUGAAAAUCUUUGAGAAGUUGACAUGGGAUGUUUCUGAUAAACAUUCUUCAGCAUGUGGAAACAACGAUGUUUGCCCAAGAGUUUAAGGUAUUUAAGUAAGAUCAUUAGUUAUAACUUAUUUGGAUACAAAAUUACAAGUCCUUUUUUUGGAGUUUUCUCCUAAAAAACAGAUUUUGUUUGCAUAAACUUCUCGAUAAACAAUAAAAGAGAAUAAAUGCUUGCAUAAUGAUGCAUUUGUUUCUCUACCAGUAGUGUUGAGAAUUUUAUCCAAACAAUAUCCAAGUUAAUUUCUCUUGUACCAAUAAUGAAAUGAGUGAAUUCUUCAGUUUUGGAGUUCAUCAUGUGAACAUUUGCAAAUUUUCUUGUUUGAUGUUAAAGGGGUUCGGUUUUGGGUGAUUUGGUUAAGCACUUACUGUUGCUAGUUCUUGAUCAACCUGAAACAAAGUGUAUGAUAGAAUUGUUCGAAGUGCACUUGAAUCCAAUGAAAUGCAUAUUACAGAAACUGUUCAAUGUUACUAUUUUAACAACUGAAGAAUUACCGAGCUUCAAAAACGA
This is a messenger RNA of Vigna unguiculata (cowpea), 1512 nucleotides long. The record is from RefSeq and is a predicted model, not a curated record. Lineage: Eukaryota; Viridiplantae; Streptophyta; Magnoliopsida; Fabales; Fabaceae.